Paralichthys olivaceus (Japanese flounder) is the source of this 2545-nucleotide messenger RNA. It is a transcript of the gene trib2, whose product is annotated as tribbles pseudokinase 2. Gene Ontology annotation, molecular function: mitogen-activated protein kinase kinase binding; ATP binding; protein kinase activity. The record is from RefSeq and is a predicted model, not a curated record. Gene Ontology annotation, biological process: regulation of MAP kinase activity; positive regulation of proteasomal ubiquitin-dependent protein catabolic process; protein phosphorylation. Gene Ontology annotation, cellular component: nucleus. Lineage: Eukaryota; Metazoa; Chordata; Actinopteri; Pleuronectiformes; Paralichthyidae.
GCUCGGCCCGGCCUCCCUCCCUCCCUCCCUCCCUCUCUCCCUCCCUCCCUCCGAGCUGAAUGGACUAGAUUCCCGGCCACGUAAGAAGCACCGCGGCACCACGGGAGAGAGGAUGUCCUGCUGAACCGAGGAUCGGCCUGGGAAAGUCGGCCGGCCGUCCUUCUCCUUUCCGCUUUACCUUCCAGCACCUUUCAGCAGCAGCAGCGGACACAAAAGACGCGACAUCUUUUUCUUCUUCUUCCACUGGACUAAGAGAAAGAGAGAGCUCGUCGACUCCCGCACACAAAGAGCUGCAGCAGCUUUUUUCUUUCUAAACCGGAUGGGGUUUUCUCCUUAUGACAACCGCCGUGCAUGGAUAUGAUCCCGGCGAACAAGGCCCGUGCACUGACCUGGUACUAGUUAGCUGAGGAAGCUAACUAGUUAGCUCUGCACCUGCUAGCCGUCAUUUGUCUGUCAAACUCGAGCUAAAUCCAGCCGCGUCAAGCAGCUAGCUAAACGUGCUUGACGUAUUAUUUCUAAUGUUUCCCUGUGUUUUUGUUCAUUAGCUAUUUUUCUUUCAACCGUUUGUUUCCGUUGUAAGAAACCUCCCACCUGCAGACAGGAGCUAGCUAAGACGGGUUAACUUAGGACUCGUCAUUCAUUGGAAAAAUACUUUUUCUGGUAGCAUUUUGCUGCUAAUUUAGCUCUCGUUAACGUUAAGGAAAGUGCAGCCGGUCUGUGCAAAGGGUUUCCUGUCGACUCGGGGUAGUUACUGUGGUGUUUAAUCCCGGUGGUGUCUCUUGCACGGGGAACAAAGUGGGGCAAAUGAAGCGGUGAAGAGACAUUACAAGCCCCGUUGUGUUGCAUGAAAGGAGCGAGCUCUGCCAGCUGUUGAUCGUCUGUGGUUUCCAGCAGCGUUUCAUCCGUGGUGUUUUUGUCGAAGAAUCCCUAAAAGGACCGGACUGACAAAGUGGUGGUGGCCCUAUAGAGGAGGAGGAGGAGAAGCACCAGGAGGAGGAAGCCCCCCUCGGUAUUGUGGAGCUAUCACCCUUAUUCCUCAUGAACAUACAGAGGUCAAAUCCUAUUAACAUUUCACGUUAUGGGAGAUCGCGGCACAAAUCGCACGACUUCGAGGAGCUGUCUUGCUUGAGGACCACCGAGUCGCACCAGAGUUUCAGCCCCAACCUCGGGUCCCCCAGCCCGCCGGAGACCCCGGACUCCUCGCACUGCAUCUCCCGCAUCGGGGACUACCUCCUGCUGGAGCCGCUGGAGGGGGAUCACGUCUUCAGAGCCGCCCACCUGCACAGCGGGGAAGAGCUCGUGUGUAAGGUUUUUGAGAUUGGCCAAUACCAGGAGUCACUGGCGGCCUACUUUGCCCUGGGCCAGCACCAGCACAUCAACCAAAUCCUGGAGAUCUUGCUCGGGGAAACACGAGCAUAUGUGUUCUUUGAGAGGAGCUAUGGGGACAUGCACUCUUUUGUCCGCACCUGCAAGAAGUUGCGGGAGGACGAAGCUGCCAGACUCUUCUAUCAGAUAGCCUCGGCUGUGGCACAUUGCCACGACAACGGACUGGUCCUCCGUGACCUCAAGCUGAGGAAGUUUGUCUUCAAGAAUGAGGACAGAAGCCUCGUGAAGCUGGAGAGCCUUGAGGAUACGUAUAUCCUGGAUGGUCACGAUGACUCCCUGUCAGACAAACAUGGCUGCCCAGCCUAUGUAAGUCCCGAGAUCCUCAACGCCAACGGCAGCUAUUCGGGGAAGGCAGCAGACGUUUGGAGCCUGGGUGUCAUGCUUUAUACCAUCCUUGUGGGGCGCUACCCUUUCCAUGACGUUGAGCCCGGCUCUCUGUUCAGCAAAAUCCGCAGGGGCCACUUCAACAUCCCAGAAACGCUCACACCCAAGGCCAAGUGCCUGAUCCGCUCCAUCCUGCGCCGGGAACCCGCAGAGCGCCUCACCUCCCGGGAGAUACUGGAGCACCCCUGGUUUACCUCCACGGGGGCGCAGGGUGGCGCCGCAGUGCACAGCAGAGCAGAAAGGGAGCAGGAGCAGAUGGUGCCUGAGGUGAACAUGGAGGAGGAGCGGGAGCAGUUCUUCAGCUGAGCAAAACACCAAGCACAAACGGACGACUCCGCCACGGUCAGCUCGCCACGCUCACAGCAGAGCCAAAAACCAGUAGUGUAGAGAUUAUUAGGUGAACAUUUGUCAAUCAUAAUAAAGGUGUUUCCAUCCUGUUUCCUUUUUCCACCAUUUCAUGGAAAACCUUGAGCCUGGCAUGACAAAUGGCAUCUAUAACAUCACCUGGCGAUGCACCUCCUGAUCGGGGAUGCUGCCGCCGGACAUGCAAGUUGCAAACAAUGUAGCAAAUGUUCUUAUUUUUGGAUUUGUUUUGUUUAAUGUGGUGCUCAUAAAAGUAGACACAUUCACCAUUGUUGACACUAUGGAAAGCAUGAAGGGACAUAAGAACACAGGAAACCAAGGAGAACAAUUCAAACUGCAACACCACACCUUUUCUGACAGGUUUUGUUUUGCAUCAUAGCUUUAGGUGGCACCAAUUCUAACCACAGACCCA